Molecule: messenger RNA, 2022 nt
Organism: Andrographis paniculata
Lineage: Eukaryota; Viridiplantae; Streptophyta; Magnoliopsida; Lamiales; Acanthaceae
Product: U-box domain-containing protein 9
Exons: 2
Coding region: 408-1787 (459 amino acids)
Biological process (GO): protein ubiquitination
Cellular component (GO): nucleus; cytoplasm
Molecular function (GO): protein binding; ubiquitin-protein transferase activity
Source: RefSeq, a predicted model, not a curated record
UUGGCCAGCAGAGAGCUGCUGAUCCCGUGCCACCCCAAUGUCGUAUGGAUGUAUGUGUAGAGCAGUAUAGGCAUGGCCAUAGAUGGAGACGGUGAUGACGGUGAAGCCCUUGAAAUUCCUCUUUCCGCGUGGGCUGCCAGCUGUAUGGCCAUUGCGUGUCACUCUCUCUCCCCUUUUCUCUCCUCUCCUCUCCUCUCCUCUCUCAUCUUUCCACACUCAAAUCCACCACUCCCCCUCCUCCAUUCACCAUUCUCCGAUCCAUCCACCCCCACCCUCAUCUGCAAAUUAAAAUGCUACCCUAAACAUAAAGCCUGAUUUCUGCUUUAAUUCACAGAUUUAGGGUUUUUUUGUGUGCUUCGGGGGAGAAGAGUGGUUAUAGUUUUUGUUUUGUUUACUUAUUUUCAUCGAUGGCCAAGAGCGGCGUGUUCGAAGGGGAUCCGGCGGCAGUGGCGGCCAAGGCCAUGGAAUUGAAGAAGGAAUUGCAGAGACUGGCGAAGACUAUCGCCGAGGACGACGAUGUUAACCUGGAGGCGAUCGAUCGAGCUCUCAGACUCGUCUGUGCCUUGAAGGACUUCAAAUUGAAGAAAUCGGUGUCGUUGAAGCUUCGUAAUGAUCCUGAAUUGGUCUCUGGAGCUGUUCCUGAGGAGUUCAAGUGUCCGCUCUCCAAGCAGCUCAUGAGAGAUCCUGUGAUUAUAGCCUCUGGAAAGACUUUCGAUAGGCCGUUCAUCCAGAAGUGGUUGAAAGCCGGGAAUCGGACGUGCCCUGAAACUCAACAAGUGAUAUCGCACACCAUCCUCACGCCGAACCACCUUAUCCGGGAAAUGAUAUCACAAUGGUGCAAGAAUCAUGGGAUCAAACUACCUGAAUCUGUUCAGUACACAGACGAAGACGGCUUAACCGAAGCUGAUAGGAACCAUUUCCAUUCUCUGCUCAAGAGAAUGUCUUCUACACUGCCUGAUCAAAAAGGCGCGGCAAAAGAGUUACGUCUGCUGACCAAAAAAAUGCCUUCGUUUCGAGCUCUAUUCGGAGAAUCCCCUGAAGCCAUACCUCUGCUAUUGUCUCCCCUCACUCGAAGCCACACUGAGCUUCAUCCUGACCUCCAAGAAGAUAUAAUUACGACACUCUUGAACCUCUCCAUACAUGAUAGUAACAAGAAGCUCGUCGCUGAAACUCCUAUGGUCAUCCCUCUUCUCAUUGAAGCAUUACGAUCUGGAACAAUUGACACUAGGAGCAAUGCAGCUGCAGCCCUGUUUACCCUGUCGGCUCUCGAUUCAAACAAGGCACUGAUUGGAAAAUCCGGUGCCUUGAAGCCCCUAAUCGACCUGUUGGACGAAGGGCAUGCUUUAGCAACGAAGGAUGCUGCUUCAGCAAUUUUUAACCUAUGCAUCCACCAGGAGAACAAAGCCCGAGCGGUUAGAGAUGGUGCAGUUCAAGUGGUCUUGAAAAAUAUCAUUUCUAGAAAUUAUGUAGACGAGCUUCUUUCCAUCCUUGCCAUGCUCUCGACCUGCCAAAGGGCAGUCGAGGACAUGGGAGAGCUUGGGGCGGUUCCUUGCUUGUUCAGUAUAAUCCGGGAAACCUCAUGUCAUCGAAACAAGGAGAAUUGCAUUGCAAUCCUCCAUACUAUCUGUUUCAACGAUAGAUCAAAGUGGAAAGAGAUGAGAGAAGAGGAAAGCGCUCAUCAGACGAUAUCUCAGCUCAUGCAACAUGGAACUUCUCGGGCCAAGAGAAAAGCUAGUGGCAUUCUAGAGAGGAUCAAUAGGCCUAUCAAUCUUACGCAUACCGCUUGAUGAUGAAGAUGAUGAUCGAGCACAUAUUCUGUAAAUUCUACACCAACCCGUGUUACGCAUAUGUUGAGGUUGUAUGCAUAUUUGGUAAGUGAUUUCCAAUCUUUCUUGUGCAUAUUCAAGAUCCAAGCAUGAGGUUUGAUCUUAGUAUAUUCUUGUAAAUAAUAUUGACGGGAAACUUUGCGGGCAAAGUUUCUCUUGAAUAUUGUUCAAUAAUUGAUGCACAUGGUUUUGAGUA